AUGAUCGAAUAUAUACAUACAGCAGGUUUCAGCAACCUUUUCACCGGUCUACCGCAUUCUCACAUUAUUGAUAGCUUAUUCUACCUUACUGACCUCUGCUUUACCAAUGCUGGAAAAGAAUACAUUUUUUGUAUGUUCAGCGGUACCGUCGAAUGCGUCUUCCGUGUCAUCGUCGUGUAUCCCCAAUGUUCCGCGUCUCCGCCCCGUGUCUUCAGUAUCCAGAAUCGCUGUAUUCAGUGUGCCCCGCGUUUCAUAUCUAGCGGUCCAUUGCAGCAGUGUCUCGCUGCAUUCCAGUUAUCGACACCUUGUCCGCAGCAGUUGUCGCUGCAAGUGCUCGAUUUAAUCCCGUUGCCCCACCGAAUCACGUGCAAGCUUGUAUCAGUAUUGAUAAAACCCAGAGCAGUCGCUCAAGUGGUAUUCGAACGGGGACAGGGACCCCGCAGAGCACUGAAUGUGGAGCAAACGAUCACGGGGAAGCACCAUGAAUGUACGGCAGCAGUGUGUCGCAACGGAGUCACACUGGGGAGCGUGGUAGACGCAUUUCUACCGGACGCUGUUGCCAAAAUUCCGUUUCGAAAAGUAGAGGAGUUGGCAAAAGCGAUAAAUUUGUGGGAUUCCGACGAAAAAGUGGAGAUCAAAAAAACACUUUCGCGGAAGGACCCGUACAACAUACCCGUUGUAGCAGAGAAGAAAGGAUGGCGGAAAGCCACUGCAGCUUUGACAAAGAGCUGUCCUCAUCGGCAUCAGACAAUGAAAGAAACGUUUGGAAUACCCAUGUAUUCCGGGUACCAAGGUAUAUUCGCGCAGCGUGAUCCGUUUGUUGAAGCGACCGAAAAAGUUCGAGCAGAAGUGAACCGAACCAGAGGUGCGACAAAAGCAAGAGUGGUGAUAUUUGGAGAAGCACGAGCGUGCAAAUUGAGCAAAGUGCUGGUGGGAAGCGAGCAUGUAGCUGUAAAAACAGCAGGGAAGCAACUGCAGUUUAGCAACUGGAGCGAACUGAGCAGGAGCCCUUGGGAAAUGGGCCCCUUCACGGGAAUCGGAAUUUUUCUUUUGGAUGUGGACGCAAAGGAGCAAGAUGCUGAAGAAAUAGUAGCCGCGCUACAGAAAUGUCCCGAUGUGCAGACAGUGAUCAUGGCACCACCAUUCGUAAAGGGCCACAAACAAACACUGCAGAAAAUGAAAGAAUGGUUUAUGGCAAUGAAGGGGAAGAAUGCGGACCGUUCUUGGAUCUUUGCAGGUUGGCAAGAUGGACCCGGAGAAAUUGAUCUGAUUCGCAUUGAUCUGGCAGCUCAGGACGCAAAAGAAGCCGAACCAGAAAGGACGCCAAGAGUUCGAACAAUGCAGAGGAAACGAGGACGAUAUGCAGUGGCCAAAACAACGCAGCAACGAACGCAUCCGCAUCGUGCAGAGAACCGCCGAGCUCGGAGUCCGAGCUUCAACAGGAAGCGGCAUGUAGAGCGAGCAAAAGAUGGCGCGCAGGAGAAGCAAGGAACAAUCCAGAAUCGCGCAGUAGUUUGA
Molecule: messenger RNA, 1518 nt
Organism: Gongylonema pulchrum
Lineage: Eukaryota; Metazoa; Nematoda; Chromadorea; Rhabditida; Gongylonematidae
Source: the annotation of a GenBank genome assembly